CAUCUCGUUCAGGGCCCGGGCCCGGGGGCGCGGGAUGAGGCCGCUGUUGCCCCUGCGGCUCCGGCGGGCGGCGGCCGGGGGGCUCCCGCGCUGCUUCGGCAUGGCCCGGCGCGGGGGUCCCGCCUGGCGGCUCUCCAUCGAGGGCAACAUCGCUGUGGGCAAGUCCACUUUCGUAAAGCUGCUGGGAAAAACCUUUCCAGAAUGGCAAAUGGCUACAGAACCAGUGGCAAAAUGGCAAAAGGUUCAAGCUUCCAGUACCAGAGAGCAGGCCUCGUCUUCUCAGAACUUUGGCAACCUGCUUCAAAUGGUCUAUCAGGAGCCUUCUCGGUGGUCCUAUACGUUCCAGACAUACUCCUGCAUGAGUCGACUUAAGGCCCAGCUGGAGCCCCUUUCAGAGAAGCUGUUGAAGACCUGGGAUCCAGUGCAGAUUUUUGAGAGAUCUGUAUACAGUGAUAGGUACAUCUUUGCUAAGAAUCUCUUUGAGCUUGGCCACCUCGCUGAGAUUGAAUGGACCAUUUACCAGGAUUUGCACACCUUCCUCCUACAAGAGUUCGGGGAUCGAAUUGCUCUGCAUGGCUUUCUGUAUCUCCAGGCAACUCCAGAGAAAUGUUUGGAGCGGUUGCACCGAAGGGGGAGGCCUGAGGAGAAGGAGAUCCAGUUGGAAUAUCUGGAGCAGCUUCACACUCAGCAUGAAAACUGGCUAGUAAAGAAAACCACGGAGGUCCACUUUGAAAACCUAAGGAAUGCUCCAGUCUUUGUGCUUGAUGUCAAUAAUGAUUUUGAGGAUGACCCAGCUGAACAAGAAGAGCUCAUGAGGAAGGUAAAGGCUUUUAUAAAGACUCUGUGAUCUGAAGCUUUGCCAUCUCCCUCCACUACCAAUCCAGAAUUUCUUAUUUAUUUGCGACCAGUUGGACCUGAUAAUGCUGCUUGCCAUUAAAAGGUCAAACAAAAUAAUCAGCAAAUCUGUGUGUCAAACUUGGAAGGCCAAAAAUGUAACUGAGGUAUUUUAGUGAAUUACACUUGAAUUCUGUGUUUUUCUUCCAAACCAAAUGUUACUUUUCCAGGGAGGGAGAAAAGACGUACAGUCACCCAUGAGCAACCCUAUAGUAACAAACCCAUGUGGGUCUAAUGGAAAGAAGAAGAUUAAGAAUCACAGAAAAUUAAUUUUCUGAUCUUCCAAAGGGUGUUAUGAUCAGUGGGGGAAAGAAGUGAUGUUAGACGUUAUGAAGAAUCCCUUCUACUUAUGCCACAGCUUAAGUAUUUCAAACUUGAUUUCCCUUCAUUGCUGAAGGUGAUCUUCAGAAACCUUCUAUUCCAUUACAUGCUGAAUGCACCCAAUGAGGGUGUUGUAAAGAAUUAUAGGAACCAAUGGUCCUGAUUCACCACUGCUCUGCACCUGUGCAAAGUGAAUGUAAUAUGCUGCCAAAUCACUGUCAGCAUUUCACACUCAUUUAGCACAAGUGCAAGUGGUAUGUUCAAGUAAGUGGAGAAUAAGACCCAACAUAGCCAUUUUUGGCACUUCUAAUCCACUCAUUGCAGUAGAAGGCAAAGACUUAUUUAAUAUUAAGCCAGCUUCUCUUAUUAAGUUUGCAACUUACUUGGUGUGUUUUCCACAUCUUGAGCCUAAUGAUGAAUUACCCUAGUAUCAUCUCAUCAGCCAGAUAGCUGCUGUAGCCCUGGCAGAAGGAAAAGAGAAAUGGCAUACCAUAUAUUGUCUGAAAAGCUUUAAUAUUUUCACAUUUUAAAGUAAGUCUAAUGAUUUAGAAUAGGGGACUGGAAGUCAGGACCACUUGGGUUCUGUUACCACCCCCACCACUGACUUGCUCUGUUACUUCAUGCAAGUCAUUUAGCCUCUUCAGCAUUUAUGAAAUCCUCAGAUGAAAGGCAUUUAUACAUAUAAUAUGCAAAACAGAUCCUGUUCUUAAAAUACCUUGCAAAAUGAUAGUAGUUUGACAAACUGUUCUUACCUUACCUCUCAACCUGGCACCUUGGAUGGGCCAACACUAGUGCAGUCCACCCUGGGGUGUAAUUUGGACAUUGCAGAAGCUAAGAAGGGGAGAAGAAAGAAAGUAAGACAUGAAUUUCAGUGGAAGUUGGCUGCCUGCCUCCCUUAAGUUCCUUUUGAAAAUCUGAUCUGAAAUGCAACGAGUUCAGCGGUGCACAAAUUUCUUUGUCCGUCUAGCUCCCACUUUCCUCUAAGCAAAACCUUUCCUUGCUGAAACAUACCUGAAUGGAUUUGUUAGAAGGUCAGCAUGUCCCUCUAAGACCAUAAAGCCUCAUAAGACCAAUAAGUCUUCAAUAAACAUGAAGAGACAAAGGAGAAGCAGGAAUGGUCUUAAGACAGGCAGUUUUGAAAUACCAGAGAGAAAUAUGGCCUUGUUAAGACAGUAGCAAAGAUCUUUCCAACUGUGUGUGUGCUGAGAUGCCCUUCAUAAUCCAGGUGUUAUGGGGCCAUUGUGUAUUGCAUGAAAUCCUAGCCCCUUGAAGUCCGUGGUAAGACUCCUGCGGACUUCAGUAGGGUCAGUAGUUUACCUGUUGGUGAAUCAGAGGGAAUUUUGUGAAAUGAUUGUCUGGUCACUUUUAAGUUGUAGACCUACAUGUUACUGUUGUUAGGUUACACUGCAACACUCAGCAGUUCCUAUGACCAAGAAGGACUAAAAUCAAGCAAAUCUGUAUACGUAGUUUAGUUUUAGACCUGUUUAGUCUAAAGGUAAAUCGUAAACUGUACAAACUUAUCUGGAUAUCACCUUGUGCUCCAAGGGGAACAUAAAUACAUGUCUAUAGAUGUCUGCAGGGUGAAUAUUUGAGGAACAGCCACUUCAUAAUGUAAAUUCGGUGGACAGGUUAAAUUCUGAAGGAAAAUUCUGUGUAUUUAUUUAGCUUGUGUUAA
Molecule: messenger RNA, 2890 nt
Organism: Terrapene triunguis (Three-toed box turtle)
Lineage: Eukaryota; Metazoa; Chordata; Testudines; Emydidae
Gene: DGUOK
Product: deoxyguanosine kinase
Exons: 7
Coding region: 35-847 (270 amino acids)
Biological process (GO): nucleobase-containing compound metabolic process
Cellular component (GO): cytoplasm; mitochondrion
Molecular function (GO): deoxyguanosine kinase activity; ATP binding
Source: RefSeq, a predicted model, not a curated record